CCUUUCCACAGGAAACAGACAAGAUUCCUGGAGAGGAAACUCACUUAACCGAAACAGGAACUCCCGCUCAGUUUUCCCAGGAGUCUCCAUUUCGGCAGCGCCUCGCCUCGUUACUGUCGCGCCUUUUCAUUGGCCGAGUUGACGCACGACAGCGCCUGCGCACUGCAUCCCUUUGAGGGUCGUGGGUAGACGCCAUUUUGGCCCCAGCGGUGCCUCUCGGAAGUAGAGCCUUGACCUGCAGGCCUGGGGACCUCUCAGUACGGCCUUUUCUGCGCGGGCUCCCGGGUCGAAGCUUUCAGCCCUGCAGCCGCCGUUUUUUUUAUUCUCCGUUUUCUCCGAUCUCUCCGAUUAGGCGGGAGCCUCGGGGCACUGCGCCGCGCCAUCGGAGGUCACACCACCUGAAGGGAGGUGACGGGGGCGGCGCGGGGCGCGGACACUCCCCGCGGAGAGCCCGCCUGCGAUGGACUCUGAAUACUACAGUGGCGAUCAGUCAGAUGAUGGUGGUGCUACCCCAGUACAGGAUGAACGGGAUUCAGGGUCAGAUGGUGAGGAUGAUAUCAAUGAGCAGCAUUCCGGAUCUGACACUGGAAGCCUUGAACGGCAUUCAGAGAAUGAACGUAGUGAUCCAGAAGAUGGCCUCACUAAGAGACAUCACAUGACAGACUCUGAGAAUGACGAGCCCUCAAAUCUUAAUGCUAGUGACUCUGAAAGUGAGGAGCUUCACAGGCCCAAGGACAGUGAUUCUGACUCUGAGGAGCGCGCAGAGCCUCCUGUGAGUGAUUCUGACAAUGAAGAUGCCAAUCAGCACCGGAGUGACUCAGAGAGUGAGGAGACCCAGAAAUUACCUGGGAGUGACUCUGAACAUGAGCUGCUUAACGGGCAUGCAAGCGACUCUGAAAACGAAGAGGUUCAGAAGCAUCCUGCCAGUGACUCGGAGAUGGAAGAGCUCCAGAAGAGUCCCACCAGUGGCUCUGAGGCUGAGGCUUUAAAACCUCAAGGCACUGACUCUGAGAGUGAGGAGCCCCCACAGCACCAGGCCAGCGACUCGGAAAAUGAGGAGGCCCCCAAGCCACAAAUGAGUGAUUCAGAAAGUGAGGACCCUCCAAGGCACCAGGCCAGCGACUCAGAAAAUGAGGAGCUUCCCAAACCCCGGAUCAGUGACUCAGAAAGUGAGGACCCUCCAAGGCACCAGGCCAGUGACUCAGAAAAUGAGGAGCUCCCUAAGCCCCGAGUUAGUGACUCUGAAAGUGAAGACCCCCCAAGGCACCAGGCCAGUGACUCGGAGAAUGAGGAGCUCCCCAAGUCCCAAAUUAGUGACUCGGAAAGUGAGGACCCCCCAAGGCACCAGGCCAGUGACUCGGAAAAUGAGGAGCUCCCCAAACCCCAAGUCAGCGACUCUGAGAAUGAGGAGCCUCAGAAGGGACCUGCUAGUGACUCUGAGGCUGAGGACACUGCCACCCUCAGACAGAAGCCACAGUCAGAUGAGGACAGUGACGGAGAGAAUAAGGGAGCAGAUCCAGAGCUUCAGAAUGACUCCUACUCAGAUAUCCAUACAGCCAAAAACAAGUUCCACAGUUCUGACAGCGAGGACGAAGUACCCAAAAGGCAGAAAAUAGACAGUGAUGAAGAUGAAGAAAAAGAAGGCGAGGAAGAAAGAGUAGCAAAGCGGAAAGCCGCUGUGCUUUCUGAUAGUGAAGAUGAAGAAAGAUCCUCAGCAAAAAAGAGUCGUGUUGUCUCUGAUGCCGAUGACUCUGAUAGUGAUGUGGUAUCAGACAAGUCAAGCAAAAGAGAGAAGACUGUAGUGUCAGACAGCGAAGAAGAAGCAGGCAAAGAAUUGUCUGAUAAAAAGAACGAAGAGAAGGAUCUGUUUGGAAGUGAUAGUGAGUCGGGCAAUGAAGAAGAAAAUCUUAUUGCAGACAUAUUUGGAGAAUCUGGUGAUGAAGAAGAAGAAGAAUUUACAGGUUUUAAUCAAGAAGAUUUGGAAGAAGAAAAAGGUGAAACACAGGUGAAAGAAGCAGAAGAUUCAGAUUCUGAUGAUAACAUCAAGAGAGGCAAGCAUAUGGACUUCCUGUCGGAUUUUGAGAUGAUGUUGCAGCGGAAAAAAAGCAUGAGUGGCAAGCGAAGACGUAAUCGUGACGGUGGCACCUUUAUUAGUGACGCUGAUGAUGUCGUCAGCGCCAUGAUUGUCAAGAUGAACGAAGCUGCCGAGGAAGACAGACAGUUGAACAAUCAAAAAAAACCAGCUCUGAAAAAAUUAACUUUAUUGCCUACUGUGGUUAUGCAUCUUAAGAAGCAGGACCUUAAAGAAACAUUCAUUGACAGUGGUGUGAUGUCUGCCAUCAAAGAGUGGCUCUCACCUCUACCAGAUAGGAGUUUGCCAGCGCUUAAGAUUCGGGAGGAGCUGUUGAAGAUUCUGCAAGAGCUACCUAGUGUGAGCCAGGAGACCCUGAAACAUAGUGGGAUUGGACGAGCAGUGAUGUAUCUCUAUAAACACCCCAAGGAAUCCAGGUCCAACAAGGACAUGGCAGGGAAAUUAAUCAAUGAAUGGUCUCGGCCUAUAUUUGGUCUUACUUCAAACUAUAAAGGAAUGACGAGAGAAGAGAGGGAGCAGAGAGACCUGGAACAAAUGCCCCAGCGACGACGACUGAGCAGCACUGGUGGUCAGACACCCCGAAGAGACCUGGAAAAAGUGCUAACAGGAGAGGAAAAGGCUCUUAGACCUGGAGACCCUGGAUUCUGUGCCCGAGCGAGAGUCCCGAUGCCUUCAAACAAGGACUACGUUGUCAGGCCCAAGUGGAAUGUGGAAAUGGAAUCAUCCCGGUUUCAGGCAACCUCCAAGAAAGGUAUCAGUCGACUGGAUAAGCAGAUGAGGAAAUUCACAGAUAUCAGGAAAAAAAGCAGAUCUGCACACGCAGUAAAAAUCAGCAUCGAAGGCAAUAAAAUGCCCUUGUGACCCUGCCUGGGAUAUGUCCCCAUCUCUGCUCUGAGAAAUGCACAAUGGACUCUUUAGAGAAAGAAGAUA
Fukomys damarensis (Damara mole-rat) is the source of this 3022-nucleotide messenger RNA. RefSeq names its product interacts with SUPT6H, CTD assembly factor 1 (gene Iws1). Gene Ontology annotation, biological process: poly(A)+ mRNA export from nucleus. The transcript is spliced from 14 exons. Gene Ontology annotation, cellular component: nucleus. Lineage: Eukaryota; Metazoa; Chordata; Mammalia; Rodentia; Bathyergidae. The record is from RefSeq and is a predicted model, not a curated record. Bases 461 to 2953 code for a protein of 830 amino acids.